Molecule: messenger RNA, 6594 nt
Organism: Dendronephthya gigantea
Lineage: Eukaryota; Metazoa; Cnidaria; Anthozoa; Malacalcyonacea; Nephtheidae
Exons: 10
Coding region: 1399-5886 (1495 amino acids)
Source: RefSeq, a predicted model, not a curated record
AUGCCGGCGUCACAUGAUUAUUGUUUGUAAGUUUUAUUGGCCGACAAUGCGGGAUAAAUCGGCAUUGUUUGAUUUUGGACAAGGUUUAGUGUUACGAUUUAUUACCCUUAAUUUCCGCGAGUCAAGUGGCAAAUUGCGCGUGUUAAUCUACCAUGGUUCCGAAGCUCCCUUGUGUGGAACUGCAGGGUGCGCGAAAAAUUUUUCCUGCACAAAACAAAGCAUUCUAAAGGCUAAAGCCUUCAACAAAUUAGCCUGAAGGGCUGAUUUUGGUUGGGGCGCAAUUUUUCUUUGUAUUUUGAAACUCGUUUUGCAUCCCACUUGAACUGAAAAAUUCCACCCUGCGUGCAAAAUUGCGGUCAGUGUGGAAACAACCUUCAUUUGUUAUUAGGAUGAGAAUAAAGCAAGGUUCUAGCAAAAGCUACCGCGAGGGUUCUCGCGACCGUUCCUCGCGCGAUCGGUCCCGAAGACUUGCAACAUGUGUCCAAGUCUCACUCAAUGAAUUGCAAGAGUGAAUAGCAAGAACUAAAAAUAGUUUUAUAGUUGUCAUGAGAAAAUUACGAAUUACAUGGUCGACUUCGUAACCUCUUUACGGCUUACCUUCAAGACAUCAAUUGUCCGUCUCUCAGUUUCUGUCCGUCUCAUGAAAAUUUGAUCCAGUUCAAAUUAACGGUAAAACGCAAAUGAAAGUUGGAACUCUCAUUCACUCUCGUGUGUUUUCAUCAUCGCAGCCAAAGAUUUGACGUGGGAUAGGAAACGAAUUUUUAUAUCAAUAGCAAUUUUUAAGACGGGUAGAAUUUUAUCAUUCAUGCCUUUUUACUUAUUUUUUAUCUCACGCCCUCUCGUGACGUUCAAGCCUAGUUUGUUCCGCUCAAUGUUCGUGCCUCGCUGUUUGUUUUUGUCAUUUGUUUCUGCUGUAUAUUGGUUAUGGUAAUUACAAUUAUUACAUGGACUGAGAAGAGAGCGAUAUUUAACCUGGAAUGCAGUGUAAAAGGAACAGGGUGAGCGUGGUCUAAUAUUUACGGUUAUUGUAAUUUUUUAACACCAUUGGGCCUGGCUAGAAAUGAUGGUAGCGUGCUUGUGUUGUUUGCUGGCAGACUACCGGCCUACAACUUUACACGCGACGUGUGAAAAUCGCGUGGAAAUUGCGUGGGAGGAUCCGGAGUUGAAGAAUGGAGUGGUCUAAAACCCCGUGUUCCAGACUCCGGUACUUACAACGUACACCGCUUAGCUGGAAUUUAUUCCGGAAAGCUUGUGUAUAUGGUGACACGGACGACGCUUGGGACAUUGUCUUGUAAUAUUAUAAACUAAAAUGUCCUCUCUUCUGUACGAUCAGAACUGAUAAUGGCCUUGUAUUGGUGCUGUUUAUAUAAUAAAUACGAGCCGACGUAGAGAAGUAAGAUGAUCAUGGAGAAGAACGAACGAAUUAUUGCAAUAACUCGCAUCCUUCCUGGCCUCGAAGCGUUCCUACGCGAGGUAUUGGCCAACGAAAAUUUGAGCCCUGAAGCGGAAAAGCAACGUUUGGGUUUUGUUAAAGAACUCGAACAGCUUACAAAGCCGCCUAAUCUUCCUCCUCGUCCGACGAAUCUGAAAACGCAAAGUCGUGCCUCUGUUGACUCAAUAGAUAGCGUCGAAAAUGACAAUGAUUUUGCAUCUGUGCAGAGAAAGCUAUCCAAUAUAUUUUAUCUGAGGCGCGAUUUUGACGAAUUAAACGAGCACUUUGCGAAUGGGUUCGCUGCCGAUGAAACAAACAAGGGUACAACUAGAAAGGUUCCAGCAAAAGUCGGGAAGAAAACAAAAACAGGAAAAGGAAUUUAUGAGCCGCUCCCUGGGACGGGUCAUGAUGCUGAGCCUGACCUGGAACCUGGAGUGAUCAGUGAGGAAGAGGCAUCCAGGAUUCAUAACCGGUCCCUUGCACGGGGAACUCAGAUCAGGCAAUCAUUGAGUAGAGGAAAAUGGUUUGCAAAGAAAGAGAAGUCAACUUUACAGGAGGUUUUUGCCUGCGACCUCCAACUACCAACAAUCUCAGGGCAUCUUAUGGAAGUUAGGACAAACAAGCGUAGAUGGUGUGUCUUGAAAGAUCAACAUUUGUACAUAUUUAAAACCGUGGAGGAACCAGCUUUGUUUCAAAUUGCAUUACCAGGCUGUGAUAUAUCAACUGUACCCAAGAGUGAUAAGACAAAGGUCAGUUACUCGUUUAAAAUCACACAAAAUGGCGUGGCAGCUGUUAUACUUGGUAUUGAAGAGGAAAAGGAUUUAUCUGCUUGGAUGAAUGCUCUCAUCACAGCUUCAGUGUCUAAAAAUUCUGUCAGCCCUCCAGGUAAAACGUUCAAAUCCCUUCCACGCGCCACACCCGCUGAAUCGUGGACAGAAGAAGCGAUGCCGGAAGACGCUUCUCAAACUCGGAGGCACACCGUGGGAUCAAAGGUUGCAAAAGAGUCAUACAUUGAAGUUGAUAUUGCUACUUAUGAAAAACCGGCUGACCUUUUGGGUCUGGGAGUAUCCCUGGACACUACGAAAUACAAUCCGCCCCUCCCUCCCCUUCCUGGGGAAAUUACCAACAUGCUUGGGCAAAAUGGCGACAGCGCGCACACUCGGCCAUUGUCGAAGUAUUCCGGAAUUUACGAAGAAGUCGGCGAAGAGUUUAUCCUAAAGCAUUCAAUGGAAUCCCACGAAGACCUUUCCGGUGAAGGUACUAUAGAUGAAAACCAUGGAAGCACAGAAGAUGUCAAUAAUGACGACACAAAUGCUGUUACGAAUCAUGACGAUGUCAUGACGAAUGGUCGUCGUGGGUAUUCCGAGGUUGCUACGAGUGAUAGUGAGUAUUCAUCUGAUGACGAUGAGCUCAAAGACGAGAAUGGGAACAAAAGGUUGUUUCACGACCGCUGGGCAGUUCACAGUGGAGUAUUGUAUCAGAAGAGACAGACAGGCUGGAAUCGGAGAUAUUGCAAGAUUGUGGAUGACUGUUUGCGAGGAUUUAGAAAUCCCAAUGACCUUGAUCCAGUGUUGGAACUUAACCUUAGCGCAUGUAAUGUCCGCGCCGCCGAGGCCGAAGGCAAGAGAAGGUUUAUCUUCCAACUAAACACAGCAGAAAGUGAAUCUCUCUACUUCAAUACGGAUUCACAGGACUCGCUGGAACGCUGGAUUGAGGUGAUUUCAGUGGCUGCGACCUCGAGACGGGAUCUUUCUGUCGCCAUUUCGGAAGAUGAGCUAGACGUGGGGGUUGGGGAAGAAACCAACGAAGAGACUGCUGACGAACGUAAUGGAUCACGUGAGAGCAUACCUUCACCAGUCCCUGAGAGAAGAGAGUCUUUGAGAAAACGGGAUGCUGCCAAUAACAACGAGGAAAACGUAGACCAAAAACGGGAAUCAUUGUCAAAUAAGCAAUAUGACAAACCGGAGAAAUUAAUUGCAGACACUGGAUCCAAGCCAUCUGUGUUUCCAACUAAGCCCAAGGCAAAAGAUGACCAGGAAAUUUGGCGACGACGCGACCCACAUCCUUCGUACGCAACGACCCCCCGGGCAAAACCUGGUUUGAAAAUCACGAAAUCAACCUCUGUCGAGGAAUCCUACUCAAACGACAGUUUGAGUAUUUCCGAGAAUCCCUUGAACUCCCCUCAAAAAGCCUUGCAACUUUCUACAAAACGCAAGUGCUCGGAAAGGUUGAAGAAAUAUCUGGAUCAGGACGGGCAGUUUAGCGGGUUCAUUUUGGAGCUACGUGUCAAAAAGAACAGCACCACUUUAACCAGACGCUGGGCCGUCGUCCAGAAUGGCUUUCUAAGAAUUUACGAGAACUACGGCUGUGCUGCGCCUUUUCUGAGAAUAUCCUUGGUGGAGGCUUUCCUAAAAGACUUCAGCAAUAUUGCAAAGUCGAGGUUUUGUUUCAUGUUAGAGUAUGGCGCAGGGCAGUCGAUUUUGUUUCAAACGAACACGCAUCAGGAGCUCAAAAGGUGGAUUAAUGUGAUCACACUGACCAUAGCUUGUCAUACGGAUCUUUUUGGUUCUGGAUUGGAUCUAACACAACGGGAAAGGAUAGCAGACGAGUUUUCGGAUGGGCUAAGUAGUCCUGCAAAAUCUAAACAAACGAAAUUUGAUGACGAAGUCGAUGGACCCGUUAUGGCACCACCAAGUGCCGUAUGCGAGUGUGACCAUGACGACGAGGAGAUGACGUGUACACCAACAGUGGUCCGCGAAGUAAUUCACCACAAGUCGUACAGUAUGAGCAGUAAUGGUCAUGAUAGCGAUGACGUCAUUGCGAGAAAGGAAAACGAGUCGUUCACGUACCGAACUUCUCUCGUCCAUAAAGUAAAGCAUCGUGGCUCUUUGCGUGUACUCCAAAAGGAAUCUCGCGAGGGAGACGCGCAAGAGUCACGCGUGGAUUCAGGUUUGAAGUUUUGUGAACUCAAGGGAAGCUUGUUCAGUAUCUAUGAGAAUGAAAAAUCAGAAAAACCCUCUCUGGUUUUCAACCUUCUUUACGAUAGAUACCGACAGGUUGCGAAUGAGACACUCGCUUUUACGUUGACUUCCGACCACGUAGGCACUGUAGAGUUCACGUGCGAGUCUGAGGAAAAUUUCAAGGCCUGGAAACAAGUCAUAAACAACACGGCGUUGCAGGAUUGCAAUUCUGAUCUUACGCCAAAUACUGGUCGCUGUGGAAAAUGCUCGAGUGAUUCGCCUAUCGUACGGAAACGUGCGUCGUUACGAGCGAGCUUUGCUGAAGAGGAGGCGAAGCAUCACGAGGUUUUACGAAGUUUAUCCGACAGUUUUACGCAUUGCGAUCGAAGUCCGUAUAGUUGCUACGUUUACGAAGUACGAGACUCGUCUGGGAAUAAAACGAUCAUUCGACGAUGGUGUACGGUUGGUUCCGAUGUGAUACGAAUCUUUGAACGAGAGACUUCGCGAGAGGCCGUGGUCGAACUACACCCGAGCGCUUACCGAUUAAAGGAUAUCGACAAUCCCCGUGGUUUCCCGUUCGCAUUCAAACUUCAACGCCUACAACCCCAAGAGGGCGAAGAUGGAUUUCUAGUAAUUCAAGCUUCGAAUGCUAAAGAUUUCCGUGAAUUGUUGUUGCGUAUUAAGAGCAUUCAAUCCAAUAGCAAGAAAUUAAUUUCUUCAAAGAGUGAGACUAAUAUAAACUUGGCAAAAAAGCCGCAAUUAUUAACGCACUCGAAAAGUGAUCUCUCUUUGAAGCGAAUUUUCGCUUUGGCUCGAAGAAGCUCGAAAGACAACCUUGUCGCUGAUGCCAGUCCACCUGGUCACGACACCUGGCCGAAGGUCAUCCGAAGGGAACGCAAGUCGAGCCGAAGGGCGCUGAGUGAUACGAGUACCGACCGGCCGGUGACGAACUCUCUUAUCGAGAACUUACGGGAUAAAUCUGAAGCAAGAACCUCUAUGGGUUGCUUCCUGUUUGAUUCUGAAGGAAAAUUUGGAGGAUAUCUCACAGAGGUGCGGGAUAGCGCUCUUUGUCGUAGCGAAGUGCGAAAAUGGUGUGUUGUUCAAAACGAUAAGUUUUUAGCUUUUGACGACAAAAACGAAAAGUCGCCUUGUACUGUCAUCGAUUUAACCCAUCACGUGCAAUUGGUUGAUUUGAGUCGCGUGAAUUCAAAAAGUUUUGAAUUACGUAUGACUAGUGAUGGUGAUGUUCAAUCUCAUGUGUUUCGAGCCGCUGAUGAUUAUCAAAAAUGGGUAACGGUUUUAGCCCUGGCCAUCGACUUAGGGCAAAAGGGAGGUAAAAGAUCCCAGAGCAAAAGUCCCGAGAACGGUAGCGUGCCUGGAAUAAGCAAAGAGGGAAAAACCGCAUUUGGUAAACCUCCCCGGGUUACAAGUUCGCCGGGUACAAGUUCCGAGGUACCAAAAACGAUGCGAAAAUAUGGUCGGAAAGGUAAUUAAAAUUUUCCUUCCCAGACUGCGUCGGGCGCUCCGCAAGCCGAAGAUACCGCAUUUUGAACUUAGCCGGAAUAAACUUUUGGGCUAUGUCAGAAUGUGAGAUUUUAAAAGGAACUUUGCUCUUUGCUGUUUUACUUGUUAGCAAGCCACGUUCGAUUAAGUUAUUUUACUGAUUUCUCUCUAAUGCAAGUGAACUCUCCUCCAUGGCUCCAUAGCUAUUCGGUGUCGGUCAGUUAGGGCCUGUUUUCAUGGAGCGACCUAUCCCGGCUAGGCGAGGUGAAAACUGUAUAUAAUGAAAGACUAUUCAGGUUAAGUCUUUAUGUGAUGCGCUUUUUACCUCGCCUAGCCGGGAUAACUCGCUCCAUGUAAACAGGUCCUUAGUUUCUACUGGCUAUGCUUCCUCGCAAACACAACUGCAAAUUGUAAUUACGAUUCUUAUGCCUAGUUUCCAUUCAGUCGUUAGUUGUUGUUGCAUGUCUUUCCGUGUCUUUGGAAUAAUCGUGAAAGACCGAUAACGACUGAGAGAAACAGAAAACACAACAUGGAGUACAUCUCAACGACAUAAAAAGACAGGAAACGACAUGAUUCUUUCCGUAAUUCGUUAUCGGUCUUUCACGAUUAUUCCAAAGACACGGAAAGACAUGUAACGACAGCUAACGACUGGAUAGAAACUAGGCAUUACAGACAGAAAGUGCAGUGGUAAGCACAAGG